UGGUGAUCAAAGAAACACUUGAGUGAUGAACUGCUUUUGCAGAAGUCGUCUAAGGCAGUAAUUUGAGCUUGUGUGUGCGGUAGCUAGCUUGUUUUGCUGAAGCGUUCUUCCUCAACAGUAUUUCUGCCUAACGCGUUCCCUGAUGGAGAAAUCACAGCUACUGCCCCAUGAAGGAAAAAUGAAUGCUCCGCAUUGCUUGUGUCCCUGACGGAGUAACGCUGUCUGCGCUGCUGGCAUUUGGGGAGGCUGGAUUCAACCGGCAGUAUUAUUCAAGGAGUUCAUUGUCCCCCGUGGUCUGACUCAUCGCAUGUAAAUGUACUGCAGCCGUGCUGUACGUUGCAGAUAUCUUCCUUGCAUGGGAAAGAAUUAUUUUCCUCUGAGCAGGUCUUGAAUAACUGCUGGAAACAAGAUGCAUUUUUCUGGCUGGACUGUUUUUGACAUUGAAAAGGGAAGCAGUAGAAUGACAGGAUGAUCAGAACGUGCGUUUAUUUUCAGUCACCACUAGGCCUGCGACGGUUGAUUUAAAACUGACCUUGCCGGAGUGGGUAUAACUGCGGCUGUGUCUCUCAGGGCAAUUGUUCCUUGUUCCGUCCUCGAUAGGACGGUGUGGUGUCUUCUGCAACAAUGAUUUCACUGUGGGGGUAGAAGGACGCUGUGGAAGUUGUGACAUUAACAGAGACAAAUUUGCUUGUGAAAGGACAGCUGUGUGUGACAGUGAGCGCUGUUCGAAUGGAAUUGGACUCGGGAUAUUUUUAUCAGCUGUUCCACAGUUUCAUUAUUGUGGUUUUGAUGCCUAAGGAAAUUUUAUUUUAAACAGAACAACUUUUUUUUUCAGCAUUGUCUUGAACAUCUCAGGGUGUUUAAAUCUGAAAAAUGAAGUGUAAGGGGGGGUUGGAACGUCCUUUUUUAAAUGCUAAUACACCAGCGGUAGCACUCACAAGUUUGUGAGGGCAUGUGAAGCAGGUGAAAGUAUUUCCUCUAUGGUCCCCCUUGUGAUACCUGCGGUCUGGUUCCAAAAAUACUGUUGCUGGCAUUUUUUUGUUUGCUUUUGCUUCCUCAAACGGAUCGAAUGAGUCGAGUCUGUAUUGUUGUUUUGGAGGAGGUAGAAGAUGAUUCUCCCACAUUUAUUUCCAAAUUACCUCAGGAAAAUGUAUCUUUACGUCCAUCGCUGUCUGGAAACGUGCUGCCACCAUUGGUUCAAGCUAUAUUUAAUGGAGAUCCUGAUGAAGUUCGAGCACUGAUAUUUAAGAAAGAAGAUGUUAACUUUCAGGAUAAUGAGAAAAGGACCCCUUUACAUGCUGCUGCCUAUCUGGGAGAUGCAGAAAUUAUUGAACUACUUAUUUUAUCUGGAGCUAGAGUUAAUGCCAAAGACAGCAAAUGGUUGACUCCUUUACACAGAGCUGUGGCAUCUUGUAGUGAGGAUGCUGUUCAGGUGUUGUUAAAGCAUUCAGCGGAUGUCAAUGCUCGUGAUAAAAACUGGCAGACACCCCUACAUAUAGCAGCUGCAAACAAAGCUGUGAAAUGUGCUGAAGCUUUGGUGCCUCUCCUAAGCAACGUAAAUGUGUCUGAUCGAGCAGGCAGAACUGCAUUGCAUCAUGCAGCCCUCAGUGGACACGUUGAGAUGGUCAGCUUACUGUUGUCUAGAGGAGCCAAUAUUAAUGCAUUUGACAAGAAAGACAGACGAGCUAUACAUUGGGCAGCAUAUAUGGGUCAUAUUGAGGUUGUGAAAUUACUGGUGGCCCAUGGAGCUGAAGUGACAUGCAAAGACAAGAAAUCGUAUACACCCUUACAUGCUGCAGCAUCUAAUGGGAUGAUUGGUGUAGUCAAAUAUCUCCUAGAUCUUGGAGUUGAUAUGAAUGAACCAAAUGCCUAUGGAAAUACUCCUCUCCAUGUAGCUUGCUACAACGGGCAAGAUGUUGUAGUGAAUGAACUCAUAGACUGUGGUGCUAACGUAAAUCAAAUCAACGAGAAGGGUUUUACACCUUUGCACUUUGCUGCUGCGUCAACACGUGGAGCAUUGUGUUUAGAGCUUUUGGUUUGUAAUGGAGCAGAUGUAAAUAUGAAGAGUAAAGAUGGGAAAACACCUUUGCACAUGACAGCAAUCCACGGUAGAUUUUCAAGAUCUCAAACCAUCAUUCGAAAUGGAGCUGAAAUAGACUGUGAAGAUAAGAAUGGAAAUACUCCUUUGCAUAUAGCAGCGAGAUAUGGCCAUGAGCUAUUAAUCAACACUCUGAUUACGAGUGGUGCUGACACUGCAAAGCGGGGUAUACAUGGGAUGUUUCCUCUCCAUUUGGCAGCACUAAGUGGAUUUUCAGAUUGCUGCAGAAAGCUCCUCUCUUCAGGUUUUGACAUUGACACACCAGAUGACUUUGGCAGGACUUGUCUUCAUGCAGCCGCGGCUGGAGGGAAUUUGGAGUGCCUAAAUCUUCUGCUAAAUACUGGUGCAGACUUCAACAAAAAGGACAGAUUUGGGAGAACUCCACUCCAUUAUGCUGCUGCCAAUUGUAAUUAUCAGUGCCUGUUUGCCCUUGUGGGAUCUGGAGCUAGUGUGAAUGACCUUGAUGAGAGGGGUUGUACACCUCUGCACUAUGCAGCUGCAUCAGACACAGAUGGAAAGUGCCUGGAAUACUUGCUAAGAAAUGAUGCCAAUCCGGGGAUCCGAGACAAGCAAGGAUACAAUGCAGUUCAUUAUUCAGCUGCUUAUGGUCAUCGCUUAUGUCUUGAAUUGAUUGCAAGCGAAACACCUCUAGAUGUUCUAAUGGAAACAUCAGGUACUGACAUGCUGAAUGAUUCAGACAACAGAGCACCUAUAAGUCCACUGCAUUUAGCUGCCUAUCAUGGCCACCAUCAAGCUCUGGAAGUGCUGGUACAGUCACUGCUGGACCUCGAUGUAAGGAAUAAUAACGGAAGGACACCAUUGGAUCUUGCUGCCUUUAAGGGACACGUGGAAUGUGUAGAUGUGCUCAUUAAUCAGGGAGCAUCAAUCUUGGUGAAAGAUUAUGUUGUAAAGAGGACCCCAAUACAUGCUGCAGCUACAAAUGGUCACUCAGAAUGUUUGCGGCUAUUGAUAGGAAAUGCAGAACCACAGAAUGCAGUGGACAUUCAAGAUGGAAAUGGACAGACUCCUCUGAUGUUGUCAGUUCUCAAUGGUCACACCGACUGCGUUUAUUCACUCCUUAACAAAGGAGCAAAUGUAGAUGCCAAAGAUAAGUGGGGAAGGACGGCAUUACAUAGAGGGGCGGUUACUGGGCACGAGGAAUGUGUGGAGGCGUUGCUUCAACAUGGUGCUAAGUCCUUAUUACGAGACUGUAGGGGGCGAACCCCUAUACACUUGUCAGCGGCAUGUGGACAUAUAGGUGUUCUAGGAGCUCUCCUGCAGUCAGCUACAUCUGUGGAUGCAGUACCUGCAAUAGCAGACAAUCACGGCUAUACAUCACUGCAUUGGGCCUGCUAUAAUGGUCAUGACAGUUGUGUAGAGCUCCUCUUGGAACAGGAAGUUUUCCAGAAAAUGGAAGGAAAUUCUUUCAGUCCAUUGCAUUGUGCUGUGAUAAAUGAUAAUGAAGGUGCUGCAGAAAUGUUAAUUGAUACACUAGGUGCUGGUAUUGUAAAUGCCACUGAUUCAAAAGGAAGAACUCCUCUUCAUGCAGCAGCUUUUACAGAUCACAUUGAGUGUCUACAGCUUCUGCUCAGUCACAAUGCUCAAGUAAAUGCUGUAGAUUCUUCUGGGAAAACACCUUUAAUGAUGGCUGCAGAAAAUGGACAGACAAGUACAGUGGAGGUGCUGGUUAGCAGUGCUAAGGCUGAUCUGACUUUGCAAGACAGUUCUAAGAACACAGCGCUCCAUUUGGCUUGCAGCAAGGGUCAUGAAACUAGUGCCUUGUUAAUACUGGAGAAGAUUACGGAUAGAAACCUCAUCAAUGCCACCAACGCAGCCUUGCAAACACCUCUGCAUGUUGCUGCUCGGAAUGGACUAACAGUUGUAGUUCAAGAACUUUUAGGGAAGGGAGCAAGUGUACUUGCUGUAGAUGAAAAUGGUUACACACCAGCUUUGGCCUGCGCGCCCAAUAAGGAUGUGGCUGAUUGCCUAGCUCUUAUUCUGGCCACGAUGAUGCCUGUUUCAUCGAGCAGCACGUUACCUUCCCUUACCUUCAAUGCCAUUAAUCAUUACACCAACACCUCAAAAACUGUCACCUUCGAUUCCUUGCCAAUCAUGAGGAGUGACCAUAGCUCUUACUGUACUUUCAAUAACAUUGGCAGGGAAGAUGGCUACCCAUAUACAGAAGAAGACGAACUCAAUGACUCAGAUUCUGAGACGUAUUAGAAGCUACGUUGUGUAGGUCUGAAGAGUGAAGCCUCACGCUGGAAGGUCAGACUUGUGCUUUUGCAAAAAAGCUAUCCGUGUUUGAAUGCAAAAAGAGGACAGACCUUUGAGAAGAUGUUUUUUAUUGUGGCUGCAUAUAAAAAAAAAUCUGUGAGACUGUAGGAGGAUUUUUAAGAGCAUAUUUUGCAGAAGAAGCAUAAAUUCUCAAAUAAGUACUUGGAAUCCAUGGCAAAAAAAAAAAAAAAAAAAAAAGAAUGUCAAAACUGUUUUAUUUAACUGUAUUCUACCAUUCUGUUUCUGGUGCCGGGAGUAGUUUCUGCAGACUGGGCACCCUACUUGAUGUAAAUGAACAACACUAUUGUACAACUGAAAGGAUGCUAGAUUUACAUAUUAUCAAUAAAAUGAAAACCAUUUUGAAGGCAAUAAAUGAGUUUGGUACAGUAGGCAUUGUUUGUGCUGCAAAUUGCCAAAGGACCAAAUAACUUAAAGAUUUUUUUUU
This is a messenger RNA of Phalacrocorax carbo (great cormorant), 4820 nucleotides long. The record is from RefSeq and is a predicted model, not a curated record. Lineage: Eukaryota; Metazoa; Chordata; Aves; Suliformes; Phalacrocoracidae.